CUGAUUAACAGUUCGUAUUUUUAUUUUUAGCUCUGCAUAAAUUAUUUAAUAAUAUCUUGGAAGAAUUUAAUUACGAUAAGAAAAUGUAUAUUACAUAUAAUAAAUAUGAAUGACUUAUGUAAAUACGGGAUGUUAGCGUGCGUCGCAUCAGAGAAUAGGAUUUUUAUACAUUACUUUAAUUAUUUCUUCCAUAAUUUAUUAACACUUAUACAAGCUUAGAAUUGCAAACACACAACUCUUCAAAACGCCACGAGUCCAUUCUGCAUAAGGUGGCAUGUGUAUAUGUAACGUUAAACCGUAUCAUCUUUCCUUUCAUUUACAUUCAAAUUCACGGCAAAAUGCGAAUCAUUAGUUGAAGCGUAACAAUGCGUAGGGCCAAUGCAUUUAACAUGAAUUGCAUGUACGUACUGUGCUAGACUAUAGACUAUAGAGUAGGACGCAUUAACAUGUUAAUGCCUUGUCUCGCGCUACAGUUAACUGUCUCAUCUCACUACAGCUAAACGUGUUGGUUGAUCCACGGCAUUAGUAAUUCAAAGCGCGGAGACACCUAUAGUGCGCACAGUCAUAAUAAAACACCCCCAACGGUAUACCACCGUUUGUAGAUUGACUCGCUACAAAUUGCUCCAUUACGAUUAAUUCCAUUUUGUAAUCGAUAUUCCUCUUACGAAUUAACACACGCGAAAAGAAAAGGAAAACGUUGCAUAAACAGUGAGAUGCGACAGAAUUUUUCAAAAGAUAUGAUUUACGACGGUCGCGCGAUAAAUAAUUCAAGGUUUAUUAGUCAAUGGUGAUGCAGUGAUAACACACGAUUUAAAAACGGUCCUUUGCCGAGAAUUUCGUGACACUGGCGGCUACAUCGGUAAUUCGAUUUAUCGGUAACUUGUAUAGAGUAUGGCGAGAGGAACACGAUACAAAGCCACUAUUACUCCCUGUUGGCUCCUUAAUUCCCGAUUCCGAAGACGCACGGUUGAUCCUCGUAACACACGCACAGAGACGGGAAAUCCAAAAUCGAUGUGCGACGACAUCGGUCAGCGGCUUAGCUUGGGCGUAGUCGUAGCGGAACGUCGACGUUCUGUGCCGUCGACAAAUUCGGUGUCGCAUUCUCGGAAAGUCACCGUUGUAGGGAUAGAAACUGAUCAGGCAAGGGGAGUUUAAGGUGGAGUCAAAGAGCGGGAGAGAGAGACGGGAGUGGAAGACUUGCGAGUAAAACAAAGAGAGAAAAUCCCUUGAGCAGGAGCAUACCUUCUACGACACACACUGGAAUGACACUCGCGUAUAUUGACUCAUACACUUGCACACGAGCUUACAAAGCGUAUACGCAUAGUAGCGGCCUCUUGAAGUCACCGGUAGAAGGGUACGGAGGAACCAUGAGGAGAGGAGUGAGAGUUGCGCGCGGCUAUGUGUAGACCGCGGUGUUAACAAACGGUACACUAAUGUUUCACGUCUCGGUGUGCCUCACCGUAUGCUUCUAUCUCGCUCCAGCUUGCGGAAUCUCUCUGUUCCGCAAUGUGUUCCUCCGUCGACGUCGCCGUGGCGAGCAAGAGCGCGAAGUAGUAGCUCAACGUGCUGCGCACACUGCGGGGUGAUGAGAAAGGCAGUGGCACGAUUUGGUGGUAGUACGAGUAGCUUCGAAUAUAGAGGGGGUAGGGAAAGGUGAUAAAGGCGGGGCAAGGUUAGUCCGCGCCCACGGAGGGGAAAAAAGCCGAGCUCCGCACCCACCGCGGUGUAUUAGAGGGGAGACGAAAGAAGUGUGGAAGGGGACGAUUUAUCCAGUUUCCUCUCUCUCUCUUUCUCCUAUACACCGUCGAACACCACUACAGAGAUUCGUUUAAGCGAGAGGGGUAAGCGCGAGCGUGUGAGUUUCACCACGAAACGACAAAAAUAUCUUCGCUGGCAGGUACUCUCGUAGGUAGGUGUGUAUAUCGGCAAUCUGCCGGCCGGCGAAAAAUGUCAGUGCACCUUUUUACCCACCCCGCGAACCACAUCGGCCCCUUCGACUGUCCCCACCCGUUCUAGCGAAUGUCCUCCCCCGCAACCUCUAUGCUCGCGAUCCACCACCUACAGCCGCCCCUACCCGCCCCUUUGAUCGGCGGUCGCGCCAGGAGGGCGACAAGUAAGCGCGAGGAGGCGAGUUCCCUUGAAAGAACUGCGCAAAACACACUUUCGCGAUGCCACGGCCGAAGUCGUCGUUGUCGUCAUCGUAUCCGUCGCUCGCCGUUGUCAACUUGUAUAUUGUUAGUGAUCAUCGGCACGUUGCCGCACUCGCGUACAACGGCCACGGACCAAUCGCCCGAUUCGGAUGGCGAUAGUCGACCGAACUUGUCGUUCGACGUGAAUCAGUUUUUAAAUUCAACCGUGGCUACGUGAAAAGAAUUUGAAAUCUCGAGGAUCAAUAGCGAGCGCGUCGUUUGUCAUCGCAGGACUUUCUAAAACCGAUGAGAAUUGGUGGUGAAACGCGCGAUGGGACAUCCACGCAUCAUCGGCGCAUUAAACUGCCGGUACGCGUUUAUGCCGCGUAAACGUGCUCGUGUAAUACGUUCGUCAGCUGGUGAUCGUGCCUUUCACUGUAUAAGUGUCGAGCGAGAGAGACGUCGCGACGGUGUUGGAUCGAAGUGAAAAGCAAACGCGAAGUCAAAGUUGGACAGAAAGAGAGAAAAGUUGUGUAGUCAAGUGUCGCGUUGUGUGUGGAGCAAGAGGAAGGAUCUCAGGAGGUGGGGGCCAGUGGUGUAGCGAGGGGACACCAAGUAGUUGACGAUCGCCGCGGUGAAGGAGAAGAGAUAGAAAGAGAAAGAAAUAGAGUGGGAAUAUCGUAGUGGUAGUGGUGGUGGUGGGGAAACGUCAGAGUGUGCGGUCGUGUCCAAGAAAGAGGUGGAGAAGCGAACAGCAACGGGAGAGAGGGCAGCGAACAAACUACCGGGAAGAAGUCAGCGGCAAGUAAAGCAGCGCCGCCGAGGCUAAACUUCAGGAUCUAUCGAACUAAAAUUGUCGUGUAGUUUCUGCCUCCUCUUCUCGCCCCUCCUAGCGCAACCUACCUCUCCCUUGACCCCACCAGAGCCCAACACGGUGGCAACGGCAGCAUCUCGGCCGGUUGCGCCCCCUCUGACUCGAGCACCCAUCCCCUCCACAAAACGAAAGCCGAACGAAGAGGGAAGAAAGCGGCGACGGUGGGGCGUCACGAGGGACGAGGAGCGUGCGAUCGAGGGAGAAGAAGAGAUCGGAACGUGUUGAGAAAGAGAGAGACCGAGAAACAGAAAGAGGAAAAGGAGAGAAAGAGAGGGAAGAACGGGUAACGAAGUGAGAGGGGGUAGGCAGGGAGCGCGUUAGCUGGCCCCACGGGCGACUCACCAUAUUUUAUUGUCGCGUUUGCCGACGCUAACCGCUGGUGUACGGCUCCGUGCCCGAUCUACGAAGAUGCCGACCUGACUCGGAGAGAAGAGAAGUACACAGAACACUCGGCCUACUAGUAGAGUGCGGUACGAAUUCGCGUGGGUUCGAGGUGCCGGUAGUGGCAUCAUCAGCCACCAGCAGAGGUGGCACCAGCUCCCCCACUACACCGCGCGGCGUGCCGGCCUGGACCCUCCCACCCGUCUCACCGAGGGCAAACCAUCUCGCAAAAAUCGUCCCCCUUUCCAUGGAAGGAAAAGAACUACGGCGACGACUCUGCCACCACCACUGUCGAGCCGACCGUUUCUCGUCACUACCACCACCACCAUCGGCACACUACCAUCGUUAUCGCCAGCGCCACCGUCACUGUACCGCCGCCUCCUCCUACACCGCGAUCAACCGUCAUCUCGGGGAACGAGGAUACCAGAACUUACGGAUUUCGAUUGCGUUGUUCGCUCCUUCGACGAACGCACUACUUAUAAACCACCGCUGGAUUUACCAUCACCUAUUUACGUUUUCGGUGAUUACCGAUCAAAAUCAGAUGUCAGUGCCGAUUUAAAAAAAGUGCGCGUGUGGAUUGAACUCAACGGAUAAUCGAGAUACUUAUCGUUGAUCGAAUCAUUAUCCUUUGUAGCGCGCGCAAAAGAAGUUUCCGCCAAGUUCGAAAGGAGAGAGGGAAGAGUCGUCGCAUGGACACGCGCCCUCCUUGUACCCCCUCUAAACAGUGAAAACAUAUACAUACACACGCGUGUAGACGCACACGCACGCGGAUCACGCAGAGGAGAAGACAGAAGUGCCGGGGCAUUAUACACGUGUGAGCCGCGCCAGUUUGUAGUUACUUGUUUAGAGUGCGCGCAUGGAUUUCGUGGUACUGUACAAUCUGUGAAUUAAGAAAAUUCGUAUCGACGAAUUUUCGAUUAACAAAAAAAAAAAAAAAAAAAGAAAAUACAAGCUGUUCCGUGACAUCACUACACGGGGUGCGAAACAAUCCGCCGUGUGGACGUAUUCUACGAGCAAGAGAAGAAAAAAAGGAGAGCGGUGUGCGCGAACAAGUCGAACCUCACCUUUCCUUUUUCACGAACGUCUCUCCGUCACCAUCGCUCGAGUUCUCGACCUACCACUCUCUCCCUCUCUAUCUCUCGUUUCGCCUCUUGUCCGUCCCUCUAGCGCUUCCUCUCGCUCGCUCCUCCCUCUAUUCCGUCUCGCUUUCUCAUUUCCUCUCUUUCUAUAUCACGUUUUCUUCUUCGCACUCACACUUAUGUACCUCCGCCUUCCUAACCGCUGAGCGGAGGACUGGAUUCCGUCGAAAAGAAACGACGAUUCGGAGGAUAGUCGCGACCGAUCAUAGCUGGCGCGUCGAUCGGAUCAACGACGUGAGUUAGCUACACGAGCGAAUCAUCCACCGGCGCGUAUAAUACCCGCAUUCAAGUACCGUGUUAAUACUGUUGUAAUUAGUUUAUGGUUUACCGUUUUCUGCUCGUGAAACAUCGUCUCUAUUACCUGGACAAAACGAUCCUUAUUUUUCGAUCUCGAUCGUACACGGUGGCUAGUGUGAACUGUUCUCGUUGACUUACGGUUGUCAUCGGUCUGUGCUAGUCGUGAACGAGUCCCGAAACCAACAGUGUCAUCUACACGACUGCGUUGCGGUCGAAGCUCGGAAAACUGGUCCCUGCCUCUCUGGUGCCUGCGUCUGUGACAGUGCGAGUGUAUACGACUGAAGACCGCUUUCAGGGUUGAGUACAGUUUGGUACUAGACAGUGCAAUAAAACACGCGCGAGUUACGUAUCUAUAGUGAAAAAUUUCUCUCCGCUUUUUGCGCUGUUUUGUCAUUUGUGACUAUAUCUGUACAACUCUAUUUCUUUCUCGUCGCGUGCCACGUGGUGAAAAGAAAGAAGUUAAGAAGGGAUACACGGAGAAAAGAAAAAAGCAAAAGUGAUAGUUGUUUCGAGUGACUUGGUGAGACUGCAACAGAUGCCACAGUCUGAAAGGAUGAUCGCGUAGCGGCGCCCGACCAUCACGGCCCUGAGUGGCCGACACAUCAUGUCACAGUUCUCUUUUCGAGGAUCACCAAAUCUACAGUGUCCUGUGACAGUGAGCUCGUCGCUGACGUCCUCUGCGGCCUCGCCGGUCUCCGGUACGAUCCUGAGCGCAGGCGGUUCGUCGCUGGUCAGCGUAGCGGGCACCACCACGAAUCAUCCCCUGGGCGUAGCUGCCGGUCUAUCGAACGCGAGGAUGGCGGUGACCAGCGCGGUGGUUAGGCCGCCAGGUAGCCCAACCACGUCGGUCAGCCCGUCGCAGGGUCAUCCGCCACCGACGACCGGCGGCCCAACGCCGACCGGACGGUGUUGCGACACCGGAAGACCCAUUUUCACGGAUCCGCUCACGGGUCAAACCGUCUGCUCCUGUCAGUACGAGAUUCUCGGCGGUUAUCAACGCCUGGGUGCGCUACCUGCUGCGCUCUCCAUGUACAGCGCGCCGUACGCGGCAGCGGCGGCCGCCGCCGCCUCCGAGGGCAUGGCAGCCUAUUUUCCGCCCCUGGGGGCCGAACAGGCACCUUUCUACACGCCUACGGCUGCUAGCCUCGAUCUGAAGGAAAAUCUUGGAGCAGGAGCCGCGGCAGCGUGGCCUUAUCCAUCAGUGUACCAUCCUUACGAUGCCGCCUUCGCCACCUACCCGUACAACGGUUAUGGGAUGGAUCUAAAUGGCGCCAGACGAAAAAACGCGACGCGGGAAACGACGAGUACGUUAAAGGCCUGGUUGAACGAUCAUAAGAAGAAUCCGUAUCCAACAAAGGGCGAGAAAAUCAUGCUGGCCAUUAUCACGAAGAUGACUCUGACUCAGGUGUCUACGUGGUUCGCGAAUGCGCGGAGACGUUUGAAGAAAGAGAACAAGAUGACAUGGGAGCCGAGGAAUAGGGUCGAGGACGAGGACAACAACAACGACGACGACGACAGCGGAAGAAAAAGCGUGGACGAGAAAGACCGGCUAGACUCAAAGGAUUCGGGUACCGGAUCAAGCGAGGACGGAGAACGACCGGCCCAUCGGAUGGACUCUCUUGGCACUAGUGGUGGGUCCACCGGUGUCCAAGGUAGAACCGAGAGCGAAUGGAGCGAGUCGCGAGCAGAUAGCGGUCCAGAUAGCCCGGAGUGCCUAUACGAUCAGAGAGAGCCUAGGCAUCCAUUACAGCUUCAGCAUCCCGCGUAUCUUGCGUCGUCUCAUGGUCGACUGCUGCGCCAUCCUUCCCCGGAAAGCACGCCGCCCAGUAGUCAUCUUCCACCGACCACGACCGCGUCGUCUACGGGCAGUGGAGUCACCACGAAACCGAGGAUCUGGUCUUUGGCCGACAUGGCGAGCAAGGACGGUGAACAGCAGAGUCCUACACCGACCGCAAUGACUGGUCUCUCGUCUCCUUAUAGCGGAAGCGGCGGAGGUGGUGGUGGAGUCGCAGGUGGAGGUGGCGGUGGCGGAAAGCUGGUGAGCCCUCUGGCGAGUCGUUUGCCACCUCAUCAUCCUCUUCAUCCAGCUAUGCACUCGGGAACGCAGUUCGUUCGGCAUCCGGAUUUCUACCGAAACCUCUACGGUGCUUCUCACCUUGGAUCCGGAGAUAUGGCCUUGUUGGAAACUUAUUCGAGAACCUUGGGCGGUCUGAGUGGGGUGAUGCCUCCUUCCACGGCUCCCAGUAUACUGACGACCUCCGCGUCGGCUGUGUCAGCGAGUGGUAAUGUUAAAUCUUUCUCGAUCAACGGGGCUAGCGGUGUCCCCGGUGGAGGCGGCGUGCUUCUGACCACCGCGACUUCAGGCUUGUCUCCCUCGUCGUCGUCAACGACGUCCUCCGGUGGGUCCGAUCUGUCGCCCCAUCCGAGCGGAAGCCUGCCGUCUACGCAGGAGCUCAAGUCACCGGGGCGAGUGUGAUUCCCAUGCGCGGGGACGAUGGACUAAUUACUAUUAAUCGAAGUUUCGAGGGACGGUUCGCCGCGCAGCCGUUCGCGCGUUGUGUGGUGUGUAUGACAAUAAUAAUCAGAGACUACAUUCUUGUAAUUAGUGUACAGUAACUGAACGAAGAACGUCGGAACGAGAUACAUGAUAUGUACUGCCCCUCAAGUCCCUGAUCUCUCUCCACCGUUCCUAGUCUCUGUCUCUCUCACAUUAUCUUCUUCUCCUUUUGGAUUCCUUUCGCUUCCCUCGGUCCUUUGGUAUAUCCUGCCCCUCUCUCCUUGAUUCCUAUUUUCUCUCGUCCUUCGUCGCGAAUUUUUCUUCUGUCCGCAGCAAGAACGGGACAGCAGAGAAAGAAAGGUUGGAAAUCGAUCGAUGAAAGAUGAAAAAAAAGAUGGAAAGAUGGAAUGGUGUAGGCUCGUUUAACUCUUCCGUAGAGCAGCAGCGCAGCUAAUCGCGGUUUAAAAGGAAAAUAAGACAAAAAAAUACGAAGAAAAAAGAUACACUAUCCUAGGCGUGUCUACUAUGCAGUAAUAUUAUACAUAAAGAAUACUAUAUAUAUAAAUACACGAUAAUAAUUAAUAAUUAUUUAUGCGUUUGUAAAUAGUAGAGAGGGCCCAGUAGAGAGCGUCCGGCCAGUGUAUGUAUUGUAUGUAGAGUAGGUACGAUAUUAUUAUUAUAAUAUUGGAGAUCAUAAUUCAUACUAACGACGAAGACGAUUAUUAUUAUUAUUAUGAUUAUUAUUAUUAUUAUGGAUUAUUAUUAUUGUUAUCGCGAUGUUUAUUAUAACAUUAUCGAUUCACGUCAACUCGGUCGAUCAUGACGGGGUAUAGAUCGUUGAUUACUGUGACAGAUUACGGAGGAGCACAACCCGUGCGAGGAAAACCACGUUGAAAGCGUGCGUCUUGCGCCUGAGUUUCUCCGUACGUAAGUAUUAUUUAUUUAUUGCUCGAGAGCGCUUUAGCGCGACGACGAAUCCUGGAGAAACCGUCGCAGAUCGUGAUAAUAAUAAUCGACGACGCAUCGUUCGCUACGCGUUUUUCUUUCUUUCUUUCUUCUUUCCCCUUUAUUUUUUCUUCUAUUCCUUUCCUAUCUCCGACUUUUUUUGUUUCGGUCGAUUUCGCAAGCGACGCUCUAUCGUCGAACACGCCCGACUCCGCCCGUAAUCUGACAGAACCUGGAACUUGUGUCGUCUGUUCGCGACACAGGGUGGUGUGUGUGUCCAGCUUUUCCAGAAAGAUAAAGGGAAAAAUACGAAUGUACUCGGAGAUACUACGUCGGAGGUUCGUGGUGUUCUCGUUAAACGAGACGCGACAGCCGCAGGGCGCAGCGACUGUCAACAUAUCAUGUCAUGUCGAGAGUGAACGAUCGCCAUCACCUUUUAGUCAUUCGUGUCCAAAAUUUCACGCGAGCUCGUUGAUGCCACAUUGGCAGAUGGCUUGCAGACUGUGUCCUUUCGCAAUAAACGAAUCAU
This is a messenger RNA of Bombus huntii, 8791 nucleotides long. RefSeq names its product iroquois-class homeodomain protein IRX-6-like (gene mirr). Gene Ontology annotation, biological process: neuron differentiation; cell development; regulation of transcription by RNA polymerase II. Lineage: Eukaryota; Metazoa; Arthropoda; Insecta; Hymenoptera; Apidae. Gene Ontology annotation, molecular function: DNA-binding transcription factor activity, RNA polymerase II-specific; RNA polymerase II cis-regulatory region sequence-specific DNA binding. The transcript has 5 exons. The record is from RefSeq and is a predicted model, not a curated record. Gene Ontology annotation, cellular component: nucleus. Bases 5425 to 7296 code for a protein of 623 amino acids.